AGACCUUCGACUCUGAGGUUUCUGCAAAACCAUUCUCGCCUAUCGCUCCAUGUCACGCGAUUCAAUUCACACUCAAGCAAGCGAUUGUGCCAUAGUUCCAUAGCUUGACUGUUCUCUCGUUAUAGCUUCUCUAUAUUCUUCGAUGAGAAUUCUUAAUGUUUCGAUCCAAAAUAACUUACCAACUCUAUCUGGAAUCCCAGUUUUCUAUGGCAUGAAAGAUUUGAAAGGCAAAUUUUCACUUAAGCCCAAAAUAACCAGCUCUAGAUUUCACAGAAACGCAUUUCCAAUCUAUGCAUCCAUUUCUAGCAGCAGAAAUUUUCAGACUUGGGCGCACUUCGGCCGACCCACCAAACGCCGCAACUCGCUGAGGAAGAAGCUCCUUAAGGACCAGCAGGUGCGUCUAAAUGAGAAUCUCACUGACCCAAAAUCUGAUAGAUUUAGUGAUAUAGGCAGUUUAGAGGAGAACUCGAAUAAUAAUGGAAUGGAAGAAAAAGAAGUUGCUAAGGGAGUGUCUGAUCACAAUGGGAUUGAAAACGUUAUGGUAGAAAAAGAAAAAUCGAAACUUUUGGGCGAAUCUGUCUUGAUGGAUAAAUUGGAGAAUUGGGUAGAUCAGUACAAGAAGGAUGUUGAGAAUUGGGGCAUAGGGUCUUAUCCAAUAUUUACAGUUUAUCAGGAUUCUUCAGGGAAUGUUAAACGGGUGUCAGUUGAUGAAGGAGAAAUAUUAAGGAGAAGACAAGUUCGGCCAGAAGAAAUUGAGGACUUUCCAGAUGUAAAUUACAAAAUAUUGUCUGCCAAAAGAUUGGCUAAGGAGAUGGAGAAUGAUAAUAAUGUCAUACCAAAAAAUAGUUCUGUAGCUAAGUUUGUGGUUCAAGGCGAGGAGACUGGUUUCGUCAACACCAUCCAAGGUUUUGCCAGUCAACCGGACUUGCUCCCCAAGCUUUCACGAGUUGGUAGCAGAGUGUUGUGUGUUUUUGUUUUCAUGUGGGCACUGAAAGAACUAUUUACUUUCAAAAACAAGGAAACUCAAUACACAGAAAUGGAGAAAGAAAUGAUGAGGAGAAAAAUAAAGUCAAGACAGGAGAAACAGAUGUUGAAGGGCACUGUGGAGGUUAUUUCAGAAGCUUCAGAGCCAUCAAUGUUACACAUUGAAAAGCCCAAGUUAGAUAAGGAAAAGCUCAAGAAUAACAUCAUGAAAGCCAAAGCCUCUGCUGAUAAAAUUGUAGUUGGGAAUUCAUCCUUUAAAACGACAGCCACAUCUGAUGAGAUGACCUCUAAAGUUCAAGAAAUCAGAGAUAUGGCUAGGAAGGCUCGGGAAAUUGAAGGAAAAAUUCAGUCCUUAGGUAGCACCAGUAGGGAGAUGGAUGACUUGCUCAAUGGGGAAACUUCUAAUGAGGUGGAUGCUGUCCAUAAGCUCACUGAAGAUGAUACUAGUUCAAGUAAGCAUCAAAAUGAUGUUGUGGGUAAAACAGUGGAUAUAGAUGCAACUCUGCAAACACCAUGCAUAGAUGUUACGGAAAAAUUGGAGAGUUCAUUUUUGCAUGACGUAGUUCUUGCAGAUAGAUUUAAGCUGGAAGCUUCAAAUGUAGCGGAUUCGAAUGAUAAAGAACCCAAUAAACAGGAAACAGAACUUUCUCAAAAUGACUACAUCAAAGAUUCUGAGGUUGAACAUGAAGUGGGAGAUCCACAGGAUUCUGAGACCUCUUUAGACCGUGAAGUUAAUGGUGUCAAUACGGAGACAAAUCUAUCAGCAAAGACAGAAAGUUGGUUGGAGAAGAACUUUGAUGAAGUUGAGCCCAUAAUUAAGAAAAUCAGAGCUGGAUUUAGAGAUAACUAUGUGGCCGCAAAAGAGAGGGUUGAUCAACCUUUAGAUAUAACUACUGAGAUGGAACCGCUUGAAGAUGGUGGAGAAUUUGAUUGGAUGCAAAAUGAGCAUCUUAGAGACAUUGUCUUUAAAGUCCGUGAUAAUGAACUGGCUGGGCGUGACCCAUUUUAUUUGAUAAAUGAUAAAGAUAAAGAAGCAUUUUUCAGAGGUCUUGAGAAAAAGGUGGAGAAAGAAAAUACAAAGCUUUCUUACCUCCACGAAUGGCUUCAUUCAAAUAUUGAAAAUCUUGAUUAUGGAGCAGAUGGCAUUAGUUUAUAUGAUCCACCAGAGAAAAUCAUACCACGCUGGAAGGGGCCACCAAUUGAGAAAAUUCCUGACUUCCUCAAUGACUUUCUCGAACAAAGAAAGAAAAGUUCCACCAGCAAGAUGAAGCCCGUGAAGAAUGAUGAUAAUGGCUUUGCUGAAAAUUCAGCUGCUGUAUCUUCUCAUGAAAACGUUAGAGACUACGUAGCAACCAGGGAUUUAAUGAAAGUUCACGAUAAGAAUCAGAUAAAUUCAAAGACUGUUGUUGAAGGGAGUGAUGGUUCUGUCAAAGCUGGCAAAAAAUCAGGGAAGGAAUAUUGGCAGCACACAAAGAAAUGGUCCCAAGGGUUUUUGGAAUCUUACAAUGCUGAGACAGAUCCAGAAGUUAAAUCAGCAAUGAAAGACAUUGGGAAGGACUUGGAUCGAUGGAUUACCGAAAAAGAAAUAGAUGAGGCUGCUGAAUUGAUGAACAGGAUACCUGAUAGGAACAGAAGUAUUUUAGAAAAGAAGCUCAACAAAGUUAAAAGAGAAAUGGAAUUGUUUGGACCACAAGCUGUGGUGAGCAAAUAUCGUGAAUAUGCAGACGAAAGAGAAGAAGAUUACCUAUGGUGGUUAGAUCUUCCUUAUGUACUGUGCAUCGAAUUGUAUACAGUUGAUGAUGGAGAACAGAGAGUAGGUUUUUAUUCUUUAGAGAUGGCUAAUGAUCUUGAAGUCGAACCUAAGCCACUUCAUGUGAUUGCUUUCCAAGAUGCUGGUGACUGUAAAAGUCUUUGUUACAUCAUUCAGGCUCAUAUGGAUAUGCUUGGAAAUGGCCAGGCCUUCGUUGUUGCGCAACCCCCAAAAGAUGCUUUCCGAGAAGCCAAAGCAAAUGGAUUUGGUGUUACUGUCAUCAAGAAAGGGGAACUUAAGCUCAAUAUAGAUCAACCUCUUGAAGAAGUGGAAGAACAAAUUACUGAAAUUGGCAGCAAAAUGUACCAUGAUAUGGUUAUGAAGGAGCAGUCUGUGGAUAUAAACUCAUUAAUGAAAGGCGUAUUUGGUUUCAAUGACCGCUCCAUUAAGAGGUUGAAGCGAAAGAUGAAGAAACCCAGCAAGUGAUAGCGACUCUUGACAUGGCUGAGAUUGACGUUGUCGCCAUUUGAAGACAAACCAGAGUUUUACAGGGGAAACAUUCACAAUUGAAGAAUGAAAUUUGAUAAACACAGCGAAGGACAAAACUUUGGUUCAAUUUUCACAUGUUUACUAUGAGGUUCUCCAAUAAAAACGUGACAAGUGGAUAUCUUAUAACAAUUUAGCACUAUAUAUGUUGAGUCUGUUAAACAAGUUUUUCCACGUGUCAUUAUUUUUUCUGAGAGAACCUAAUGCCUAAACACUCAAUCAAGUCCCAUGGAGAAUAGAGUUGCGUGGCCUGUUGGUCUUCCUCUGGAUUAUGUUAGACCCUGGCGGAGCUGCAAAACAGAGAUCAUCAGUUGCUCAAUGGCUGAGAAGAAGGAAGACAUGGUAUGAACCUUCAAGCUUUUUUGUAUUUGUUUGUAGUUGAGAAAAUUAUGGCUAAUUAGCUAUUGUAUAAGUCCUAUAUAGAUGUUGCUGUUGUUAUAGAUGGAGUUACUUUCUGUCUUUGUACAUAGGGAUUAUGCUUGUGUUAUGGUGGAUCCAAAGAUACUUGUGCUCAUAUACAAGAGGGAAAGUUAUUUGCAGCAAGUUGCUUCUUUCCAGGCCAAAAAA
Neltuma alba is the source of this 3847-nucleotide messenger RNA. RefSeq lists its product as uncharacterized. The record is from RefSeq and is a predicted model, not a curated record. NCBI's taxonomy places the organism in Eukaryota, Viridiplantae, Streptophyta, Magnoliopsida, Fabales, Fabaceae. Bases 143 to 3220 code for a protein of 1025 amino acids. The transcript has 6 exons.